Molecule: messenger RNA, 1851 nt
Organism: Malassezia pachydermatis
Lineage: Eukaryota; Fungi; Basidiomycota; Malasseziomycetes; Malasseziales; Malasseziaceae
Product: fad nad -binding domain-containing protein
Exons: 3
Coding region: 1-1851 (616 amino acids)
Cellular component (GO): cytoplasm
Molecular function (GO): electron-transferring-flavoprotein dehydrogenase activity; flavin adenine dinucleotide binding
Source: RefSeq, a predicted model, not a curated record
AUGUCAACUACCGUUGCGGAGUUUGACGACCAAAACGUGAAGAACGUGGUGGUCCUGGGCGGAAGCUAUGGUGGUAUGCAUGCGGCCAUGGUAUUGGCACGCAAGCUGCCACCAAGUCACCGGGUGAUCCUGGUCGAGCGAAAUACUCAUUUUAACCAUCUCUAUGCAUUCCCCCGAUUCACUGUAGUCCCAGGUCACACGCAGAAGGCCUUUGUUCCUUAUACGUCCAUUUUUUCCGACUCCCCUGCGCGACAUGGCAAGGCUCGUAGGAAUGAAAAGGCGUCGAAUGCGUCCAGCGAGGUGAAGAAUACGGCGCCAGGCAAUGACGCAAGUGCUGCUGUGCCCCUGAAGCUGCGCUCCAAACGCGUCCCGAUCGACUCGACGGGUGUGGGCCACGCUAUUAUUAGCGAGCAAGCAGCCACGUCCAGCGAAGAUCACGCGGAUAGUGUUAUCAUGGAAGUACGUGAUAUGAUUGAGUCGCAGCUUCGUAUCCAAUCCAACUCGUCGAACCAGAAAUUGAUCGUGCGGGACGAGAAAGGGGAGGCUACCGAAGUGGACCCGUACGAAAACGCGGAUCCUCACAUUGUAUUGUGUGGCAAAGUCACGGCGAUCGCGGACAACUACGUCACUGUGCAACAGCAGUCCUUUACCCCGCCAGGAAAGAAAGAAGAAACAUCAACAAGUCCCCCCUCGAAGCAUCUCUGGUCGAUUGAUACUAUCAAUAUACCCUACACGCACUUGAUCUAUGCUCUUGGCUCUCACAUGCCCGAUCCACUGAAGCAUGAAUCCUACACGAAGAAGGAUAGUAUGCACUGGAUGGAGCGAAAUCAGAACCGCAUUCGCGAAAGCCAAGACAUUAUACUUGUCGGUGGUGGUGCGUUGGGCGUACAGCUGGCAGGCGAUAUCGCCAGCUAUUACAACAAGAUCGGCCAGAAGAAGAAUAUUACCUUGAUUCACUCACGCGACCGUCUUCUGCCCAACUUCGACCCGCAAGUUCACACCUUGGCGCUAGAGCAACUGCAAAAGCUUGGCGUACAGAUCCACCUGGGUCACCGUUUGGCGAUCGCGGAUGGCUGCCCUUUGGGCAGCUCCGUGAAGCAGUUGCACAUUGAUAACGCACAGCCCUCAGAACUGCGCCAGGACGGCAUUGCCUCGGUGCCAGGAUCGACGCGCCACCGCAUUCGCACGACGCUAGGUUUGGAGCAGGAAUGCGACUUGCUUCUUAUGUGCACUGGCCAACAGCCUAAUUCCGAGCUCAUGGCCGAGUUCUCGCCUUCUAGUGUGAGCCCACAAUCUCGGUUGAUUCACGUGUUGCCUAGCCUGCAAGUGAUGCAGCAUGAGGCAGGAGCCUCUCAGCAACCUUUCGAUGCUGUGCCGCCUUGCAAAGACUGCGACUGUUUCCUCGAUAAGAAGUCGGCGGGCGCAGACAUGGACUUUGAGGAAAAACUACAUGUCUUGCCUCAUCACAUACCAAACGUGUAUGCUAUUGGCGAUGUAGCUGAUGCCUUUGGCGCCUUGAAUGCAGGCUACCAGGCCUGGUUCAUGGCAGAGGUGGCUGCCGAGAAUAUUUUGCGUGAUAUCCUCAGGGUAAAAUCUUCGGAUACGCCCGACCGCAAAGUGCCUGACAAUGAACCUAUUCCUCUAAAACACUUCGAGCCAGGUCCUGCUCUCUUGAAACUCACAGUGGGUCUCAACUCCAAUGUUGUGCAGAAGGCGCCGGCAUCGGACUUGUCGCUUCCUGGUAAAGUAUCGCGUCCAUCUGUGAAGAUGGAGGACGAAACGGAAGAUAUGGGAGUAGAGCUUGUAUGGAAGUACAUGGCAUUGGCGGAUCCCUCUGACAUGUACUUGUAA